AUUUUCAAUAAUUCAAAGCAGAAUUAUUUAAUUAUUAUCUUCUAAUUAUAAUGGAUUUGAAAAGAAAUAAAAAAGAUAAGAAGUGUGUCAUCUGUUUAAAUUUAGCCUCUAAUUAAGUAAGACUUAAAUCAUUAUUCCAUUAGGUAUUUUUGGAUUAAUGUUAACACACAUUCUGUUUUAUCUGUAUAUAAAAGUGGUCUGAGAAAAAUCACUCAUGUCCAUAAUGCAGAACUAUAUUUUAAAGCUUUUAUGAACAAAAAAUUGACCCAAAAAUAGAGUAAAUUCUAUUUAAUAAAAAUAGUAUUAAAAUAUACUAAGCAUCCCCUAUAAUCAAUAAUUUAGAGGAUAAACGUCUAAUGGCUUUAGCUGAUAUUGAUAAUAAUUACUAUGAUUUAGUGUUAUAAUAGAUAGAUUCUAUUUGA
This is a messenger RNA of Paramecium sonneborni, 422 nucleotides long. Lineage: Eukaryota; Ciliophora; Oligohymenophorea; Peniculida; Parameciidae. The record is from the annotation of a GenBank genome assembly.